AUAACUCACGCCAUAUACUGUAAGUUCUAAAUAUAUGUACACGCACAUUGGAUAUAUUUAGCCCAUAUCGUAUGUGGUGUGACUUAUUAAAACAUAUAUCAAAAAUGGACACUAUCUAUUACCCGCUUGUUGUUUUUCUUAUUUUUGAAAACCUGAUAGGUCUAGGUUGUUUUAACCCGUGCAAGAAUCAUACAAUUGUGAAUGACUCAACGAGAUUGACUUCAAUCACUAAAGUUUCUAACGAGUCGGCACUAUGUGACAAUUUUGCACCAGGAUGGUAUCGAUUUGGCGCUACAUUAAAAGGUGCUAUGACAACCGAAUGUCCAGCUGAUUCGCAAUGUGGUUCAGAUAUGCAAAUCUGGAUAAAUGAUACAUUACCGACGACAACUGAUGACAUAGUUAAAAAACAAAUAUGCGUCAAGACUGAUUCAGAAUGUUGUGGUAUGGAGAGGCAAGUAAGAAUUAAAAACUGCACAAAGUACUUUGUAUACUUCUUAGUACCUUCCCCAGCAGACCUGUGUGCGCGCUAUUGUAUGCAAGACAUUGACGAUUGUUUGAGUUCUCCGUGUCAGAAUGGAGCAACAUGCAUUGAUGGGCUGAAUGGGUACAAUUGUAGCUGUUUGGAUGGAUGGAAAAGUGUUAACUGUGAACAAGAUAUUGACGAAUGCGCAAGUUCUCCUUGCCAAAAUGGGGCGUCAUGUAACAACCAACAUAAUGCGUAUACAUGUACAUGCGCUGGCGGUUGGAAUGGAACAAACUGUGAAAAUGACAUUGACGAAUGUUUGAGUUCUCCGUGUCAAAAUGGAGCAACUUGCAUUGAUAGGCUAAAUGGGUACAAUUGUAGCUGUUUAGAUGGAUGGAGAGGUGUUAACUGCGAAAAAGAUACAGACGAAUGCGCGAGUUCUCCUUGCCAAAAUGGAGCGUUAUGUAACAACCAAGUAAAUGCGUAUGUAUGCACAUGCACUAGCGGCUGGAAUGGAACAAACUGUGAAUAUGACAUUGACGAAUGUUUGAGUUCUCAAUGUCAAAAUGGAGCAACAUGCAUUGAUGGGCUGAAUGGGUACAAUUGUAGUUGUUUAGAUGGAUGGAGAGGUGUAAACUGCGAAAAAGAUAUUGACGAAUGCGCGAGUUCUCCUUGCCAAAAUGGAGCGUCAUGUAACAAUCUUCUAAAUGCGUAUGUAUGUACAUGCACUGGCGGUUGGAAAGGAACAAACUGUGAAUAUGAUAUUGACGAAUGUUCGAGUUUUCCGUGUCAGAAUGGAGCAACAUGCAUUGAUGGGAUAAAUGGGUACAAUUGUAGCUGUUGGGGUGGCUGGACAGGUGAUAAUUGUGAACAAGAUGUAAACGAAUGCUCGAGUAUUCCAUGUCAGAACGGAGCAACAUGCAUUGAUGGCUAUAACCAAUACAGUUGCGCUUGCUUGGAAGGAUGGUCAGGCGUUAACUGUGACAAAGGUGCAAAACUGGAUAUUUCUAAUCAAUCAUGUACAAAUUUCACACAUGCUAAACCUUGCAAAAAUGGUUCACACUGCGAAGAAGAGAACGGAAUACCAACCUGCAAACAAAACCCAAAACAUGAGACAAAAGCGUCUUCUAAGAUGAACGUAAUUAUAGCAGCCUCUCUUGGUGGUGCCUCGGUAUUUGUCAUCAUCCUUGUCACCACAAUAUGCUGUAUCAGAGCAAGAAGGAAAAUGCGCACGAGACGACUUGAGCUGCGUGUAGAUAUACAUUUACAGGCGCGUUAUUGAUACGGCAAUAAUUUCGCUGGCUAAUAAAAAUUCCGUGGUGACAUAUUUAGUGGCACUUUUAACAUACAGCGCAAAUACUCCUACAUGUUGUAUAUUUAAUUUAGUGACCAUACUUGUUUUGACUUGAGAUAAAUAUACGCAUGGAUAUUCGCGCAAUUAAUAUCUGGAACCUUUCAGAAUGAAAUUGACAGUUAACACAUCUAACAAACUGGAAUCCAUAGAGGAAAAUCAACUAGCAAAACUACGGUGCCCCUAAAGUGACAUGUUACACACUUUUUUCCACUUAGGUAAUGAGAGACUUUUUAUUAU
Messenger RNA from Mercenaria mercenaria, 2054 nucleotides. Its product is annotated as fibropellin-1-like. Gene Ontology annotation, molecular function: calcium ion binding. The transcript is spliced from 14 exons. NCBI's taxonomy places the organism in Eukaryota, Metazoa, Mollusca, Bivalvia, Venerida, Veneridae. The record is from RefSeq and is a predicted model, not a curated record. Gene Ontology annotation, cellular component: plasma membrane; protein-containing complex. Bases 72 to 1745 code for a protein of 557 amino acids. Gene Ontology annotation, biological process: establishment or maintenance of epithelial cell apical/basal polarity; heterophilic cell-cell adhesion.